This is a messenger RNA of Colletotrichum higginsianum IMI 349063, 1071 nucleotides long. Its product is annotated as Alcohol dehydrogenase GroES-like domain-containing protein. Gene Ontology annotation, molecular function: zinc ion binding; oxidoreductase activity. The record is from RefSeq and is a predicted model, not a curated record. Lineage: Eukaryota; Fungi; Ascomycota; Sordariomycetes; Glomerellales; Glomerellaceae. The transcript has 7 exons. Bases 1 to 1071 code for a protein of 356 amino acids.
AUGUCCGCCACGGGUUCUAUGCGUGCCGUCGUCUUCAACGGACCUCAAAACGUGUCCGUCGAGCAACGUCCCAUUCCUACCAUCCAGGAUGACGGCGACAUUAUUGUCAAGGUACAGGCUACGGCUCUGUGCGGCUCUCCGAGGGAGUUGCAUGUGUUUCGCGGCCACCAGCCAUCCGAGACAGGCUUCAUCAUGGGUCAUGAAUUUACCGGCACAGUCGUCGAGAAGGGCGCUGCUGUCGCCACCUUGAACAUUGGCGACAGGGUUGUCACCCCCUUCACCUCGUCGUGCAUGCAAUGUUUCUAUUGCAAGAACGGUUACACAUCCCGCUGCGUUCGUAGCAAGCUUUUUGGAUGCGGUGCCCUGGACGGUGGACAGGCCGAGUACGUCCGUGUUCCCGAUGCCGACGGAACUGCCAUAACAGCCCCGAGUACCAUCUCCGAUAAUGCUCUGGUGCUUAUGGCAGACAUCUGGCCAACCGGCUUCUUUGGCGCCAAGUCUGGAUUCAGCUUGCUUAAAGAGGAAGAAAGAUCCAACGCCACCGCGGUUGUCAUUGGAUGCGGACCGGUCGGCCUCUGUGCCCUAAUUGCAGCGCUGGAGUACCGCCCCAAGCACCUCUUUGCCAUUGACAGUGUAGACAGUCGUCUGGAGCUUGCCAGAAGCCUUGGCGCGGAGCCCUUGAACUUCAAGACAGAUCGUGCCGGCAUGGAGAGACGAAUCAAGGAAGCCACAGAGGGUCGUGGGGCCGACGUUGUCAUUGAAGUCGUUGGCCUGAGCCCAGCCCUAAGAACUGCGUUUGAUGUUGUUAGGCCAUGGGGCGUCAUUGCCAGCAUCGGAGUCCACAACGGCGAGAUUCCGUGGACGGGUACAGAGGCGUAUGGGAAAAACCUGAGACUGCAGAUGGGCCGAUGCCCUGUCCGAGCGAUCUUCCCCGAGGCGCUUGCUCUGUUGGAGAAGAAGCAAGACAAACUCGGAUUCAUGUUUGACCGUAUUAUGCCAUUGAGUGAUGCUGUCGAAGGAUAUGCGUUGUUUGACCAGAUGCAAGUCCAAAAGGUCAUCUUUACUCCGUGA